CGUUAUCACUAAUAUUAUCUUCCCUGUUGUUAUCAACGACACAAAAUAAAAAAACCCAGAGCCCAAAAUAUUUGCUCUGGUAAAAACCUUAUCAUUUCCUCUUACCAAACCCCUCAAAACCCUAACUUUAAUCCUCAAUUUCAAUGGAGUCAACUGCUGAAGCUGCAUCAAAUUCGUUGCUUUCUGCUGACCCUUUUACAGGUUCUGUUGAAACUUCUUCUUUUUUGGAUAAAAAUGUUGUUAAUGAUACAAAUGUUUUGAAUGGUAGUGAUGAUAUUGAUAGUAUAAGUAGUGUAAGUGAUGAUGGUUUUGUUAGUGGUGAGGAGGAUUUUGAUGUGGAAAAGAAGUCUUUUUUAGAUUACCCAGAUGAUAAAUAUAAGACUGUUGAUGUGAAUUCUGGUGACCCUUUUGUGGAUUUUGAAACCCCAAUUGCAGGUGGUGAAGAAAAGAGUUUUAAAGAUGUGGUUUUGGAGAGUGGGGAGGGUUUGAAUGGAGUGGUGGAAAGGAUUGGUGAUGGUGUCGAAAAAAGUUUUAAGGAUGUGGUUGCGGAGAGUGGGGAGAGUUUGAAUGGAGUGGUGGAAGGGAAUGGUGAUGUUGUCGAAAAAAGUUUCAAGGAUGUUGUGGAGAGUGGUGAGAGUUUGAAUGGAGUGGUGGAAGGGAGUGGUGAUGGUGUCAAGGAGAGUUUCAAGGAUGUGGUUGUGGAAAGUGGGGAUGGGGUUUUGGGGAAUGUUGAUGUUGUGACGGAAGGGGGUUUGAGGGAAGACAAGGUGACCGAGUUCUCUGAGGGGUUGGGGUCUGAUUUGAAUGGAGUGGUGGAAAAGAAUGGUGGUGUUGGAAAAAGUUUCAAGGAUGUGGUUGUAGAGGGUGGGGAGGGGUUGACGGGGAAUGUUGAUGUUGGGGCGGAAGGGGGUUUUGUAGAAGAAGAAGUGAGGGGGUUUACUGAAGGGUUGGGGUCGGGGGUGGAGGAGAAUAGCUUGGAGAGCGAGGAAGUGUUGGAGGUGAAGAAAAUGGAGGGUGUUAGCCAAGUGGUAGAGAAACAUGUUGUUGAAAGCAGUGAGAGUGAGCAAGUAGGUGAUGUGGUUGUGGAAUCGGGUAGUGGUGUUGAGGUUACACGGGAAGGAGACACUGUUGUGGAGACUAUAAAUGUUGACUUGUUGGAGCCUGGUGUUGCUGUUGUCGGGGAAAUGGAAGGGAAUGGGACAGCUUAUAGAAGUAUGAAUUUGAAUGCCGAGUCUGAUCAAGUAAGCGCUGGGACUGUCGAGGAGGGUUCAGGUGAAAAUAUCAUUGUUUCUGCAGAAUCUGAUAAUCCAAGCUUGGAAAAUGGAUCCGAUAAAGUGAUUGUUGGGACUUUUGAGGAAAAUGAAGUUCAGAAUAUCGGUGCACCCUCAAAUUCUCAGUUAUCUGAUAUAGAUAAUGCAAAAAUUACCCUGGAUGGAGACUCUGUUGGGAAAGAUCUACAUGUGAAUAUGGCUGUGUCUGGAGUGGCAGUUGGGAUAGAAAAAGAGGAAGUUGAUGGGGUGUUGAGUGGGGCUGGUCAAGUACAUGAUGUUAAAACUACCCCUGAAGGAGACUCUGUUGUGGAAAAUAUAAAGGUGGAUAUGUCAGAACCUGGGGUGGCUGUUGUUGGUAAUAUAGAAGAGGAUGGUCAGGCUGAUGCCAAUGUUGGAAAUAAUCAAGAAAAUGAAAAGGAGCAUGUAAAUCAGAUUGAGGGAGUAGAAGUUGUUUCUACCCGGAAUUUUGUUGGCGAUGAUGGAUCUGAUGCUGCCGUUGAUGCUCUGCUUCCUGUAAGUAGUAUUCCAACCAAUGCAGAAGAACACAAACGAGAUGAUGAUUUAAGUUUAAGUGUUCAGGAUGAGAUAACAGAAAAUGGUGUCUCCGAAAAAUCCCUUGCAAAUGAUUCUGCUGAAUCUAAUCCACUUCAAAACAAAGAAAUUGAGGUCAAAGAUGAUGCAAAUUUUGUCAAGAAUGAAACAAGUGAGGAUGACUUAGAAGGCUCAGGUUCUGAUGAAGGGGACUCUGAUGGUAUGAUUUUUGGAAGUUCUGAAGCUGCAAAACAAUUUAUCGAGGAGUUGGAACGUGGAUCAGAAGGAAAUUCCAACUCUGGUGCUGAGAGUUUUCAUGAUAAUGCACAGAGAAUUGAUGGGCAAAUAGUUACAGACUCCGAAGAAGAGGACAGUGAUGAAGAAGGAGAGGGUAAGGAGUUGUUUAAUUCAGCAGCUUUAACGGCACUCUUAAAAGCAGCAACAGGUGCAGGAUCAGAUGGAGGCAAUAUAACUAUUUCUCAGGAUGGCUCUGGGCGUUUCUCAAUUGAACGUCCUGCUGGUUUAGGAUCCUCAACACAUUCCUUAAGGCCUGCUGCCCGAGCAAAUCGGUCUAAUUUUUUUAAUCCUUCAAUUUUUGCUGGCGGUGAAGAAACUGAGGACAACUUGACUGCUGAGGAGAAGGGGAAGAUAGAAAAGUUACAGUCAAUCAGGGUUAAAUUCUUGAGACUUGUUCAAAGAUUAGGGAUGUCCUCUGGUGAUUCAGUUGCAUCCCAGGUUUUGUACAGGCUGGCGCUUGUUGCAGGGAGACAAACUGGUCAGCUUUUCAACCUUGACAAUGCGAAGCAGACAUCAUUGCAGCUUGAAGAUGAGAAAGCAGAUUUGGACUUCUCCCUGAGUAUAUUAGUUCUUGGGAAGUCCGGUGUUGGAAAGAGUGCAACUAUAAAUGCCAUUUUAGGUGAGGAGAAAGCUCCAGUUGAUGCGUUUCAGCCUGCCACAACUGCUGUCAAAGAAAUCAUAGGUGUGGUUGACGGGGUUAAGAUUCGGGUCUUUGACACACCUGGCCUCAAGUCUUCCGUAGUGGAUCAGUCUUUCAAUCGAAGCAUAUUGUCUUCUGUUAAGAAAUUUACAAAGAAAAAUCCUGUUGAUAUUGUCUUGUAUGUGGAUCGUCUGGAUGCCCAAACUAGGGAUCUUAAUGAUAUACCCCUGUUACGUACAAUUACUAGUUCACUUGGAUCUCCUAUAUGGCGUAGUGUCAUAGUAACUCUGACACAUGCUGCUUCAGCACCUCCGGAAGGACCAUCUGGUUCUCCAUUUAGUUAUGAUUCGUUUGUUAGCCAACGGUCCAAUGUUGUGCAGCAGUCUAUAGGGCAAGCCUCUGGUGAUCUACGCAUGCUUAGCCCGAGCCUUAUGAAUCCGGUUUGUCUGGUUGAGAACCACAGUUCAUGCCGAAGGAAUAGAGAAGGACAAAAGGUUCUGCCUAAUGGCCAAAGUUGGAGGCCUCAAUUGUUGAUAUUGUGUUACUCUACAAAAAUAUUAUCAGAAGCAAAUUCUAUCUCAAAACCUCAAGAUUCAUUUGAUAGCCGUAGGCUCUUUGGGUACCGUACCCGCUCACCCCCUCUUCCCUACAUGUUGUCUUCCAUGUUGCAGUCACGUGUGCACCCAAAGCUUUCCUCCGAACAAGGUGGUGACAAUGGUGAUUCUGAUGUUGACUUGGCAGACCUAUCGGAUUCUGACCAAGAGGAUGAAGAUGAGUAUGAUCAGCUUCCACCAUUCAAGCCUCUUAGGAAAUCUCAGCUUGCCAAGUUAAGUGUCGAGCAGAGAAAAGCCUACUUUGAGGAGUAUGAUUACCGUGUGAAGCUUCUUCAGAAGAAGCAGUGGAGGGAGGAGCUGAAAAGAUUAAAAGAGAUGAAGAUGAAAGGCAAGGAUUCUGCAAAUGAUCAGGGUUACAAUGAAGAAGAUCCUGAUGCUGGUUCUGCAGCUCCAGUUUCUGUUCCACUACCAGACAUGGCCCUGCCACCUACUUUUGAUGGUGAUAAUCCAGCACACAGGUAUCGGUUUCUGGAACCAACUUCGCAAUUUCUGGCAAGGCCGGUUCUGGACACCCAUGGUUGGGAUCACGAUUGUGGAUAUGAUGGGGUCAAUCUUGAACAGAGUCUAGCCAUUCUCAGUCAAUUUCCGGCUGUAGUGUCUGUUCAGCUCACAAAGGAUAAGAAAGAGUUCACUGUCAAUUUGGACUCUUCCAUCGCUGCUAAACAUGGGGAGAAUGGAUCAAGUAUGGCAGGCUUUGACAUUCAGAAUAUGGGUAAGCAACUCGCGUACAUCAUCAGAGGUGAAACCAAGUUCAAGAAUUUCAGGAAGAACAAAACUGCUGCCGGGAUAUCUGUUACUUUCUUGGGGGAAAAUGUUGUCACUGGACUCAAAGUUGAGGAUCAGAUUUCUUUUGGAAAGCAGUAUUCUUUGGUUGCCAGUGGAGGUACGGUCCGAUCUCAACAGGAUGUAGCAUAUGGAGCUAAUAUUGAACUGCAGCGCAGGGAACUUGAUUAUCCUAUUGGACAGGUGCAGUCCACACUUGGCCUCUCCAUAAUAAAGUGGAGAGGUGACUUAGCUUUGGGGUUCAACAGUGUAGCAAACUUCUCUAUCGGACGCAAUUCCAAGGUGGCUGUACGAGGCUCAUUAAAUAACAAACUUAGUGGCCAGAUUUCUGUACGGACAAGUAGCUCCGAGCAUCUUUCUCUUGCUCUUGCAAGCAUUCUUCCAGUCGCGGUGACCAUUUACAAGAAACUUUUCCCCGUUGGUGACAAGUACUCAACCUAUUAAUUCUUGUUUAUUUAUGUUCAGCAACUUUUUACGAGGAUUCAGCAACUUUUGGUUCAUCUUGAGGCUUGCUCCGGAAGGUAGAUGUUAGCAUUUACAUGAGUACUCUGUAUUUUUGACCAUUGCGGAACUGUUUGCAUAUCAAGGUUAUGUUAAUUUUCAUUUUGUUGAGAACACCAUGAAUCUAUGGGAUGCAAUAAUUUCUCUCAA
Molecule: messenger RNA, 4787 nt
Organism: Daucus carota subsp. sativus
Lineage: Eukaryota; Viridiplantae; Streptophyta; Magnoliopsida; Apiales; Apiaceae
Product: translocase of chloroplast 159, chloroplastic
Exons: 2
Coding region: 144-4580 (1478 amino acids)
Biological process (GO): protein targeting to chloroplast
Cellular component (GO): chloroplast outer membrane
Molecular function (GO): GTPase activity; GTP binding
Source: RefSeq, a predicted model, not a curated record